Actinia tenebrosa (Australian red waratah sea anemone) is the source of this 2924-nucleotide messenger RNA. RefSeq lists its product as uncharacterized. Gene Ontology annotation, molecular function: ATP binding; MAP kinase kinase kinase activity. The record is from RefSeq and is a predicted model, not a curated record. Gene Ontology annotation, biological process: immune response; protein phosphorylation; JNK cascade. Lineage: Eukaryota; Metazoa; Cnidaria; Anthozoa; Actiniaria; Actiniidae.
AAAAUAUGGCGAUCACUUAACUAAAUGACUUCCCGUCGUUAGACGAUGUUUUGAACAAGUUUUCCGCUCAAAAACAACCAAAAAACAAGUCAAAUGCAAAGAGCAUAGAACGAAGUACAUCCUUGAGGGUUAUUUUUAUGGAAUUUAUUGAGUAAUUUGGUAGAAAAACGACGCAUUCUUGGGCAGUUUUGUUGGACUUCUGUUGGACGUCUCGGGAGCGGUCAAGAUUUGUCUUCCAAAACGUUGCUUUUCUGCUUGAAAUCUAACGAAAAGACGUCUCGAAAAGUAACGGAGCUUUGAUUGUACUAUAUUCAGCUGUUUCUAUUGUUUUAAAUUACAAAAAGCGGUAAUUUUGUAACAAUUUAAAAGCAAACGGUUCUUGUCCACUCUUCUUGUCCUGCAUCGAGACAUGGACGAAGAAGACGAUCUACAGGCUGAUUCCCCUCCAAAAUUCGUAGAAGAGAUCGAUGUUAAUGAGCUUGGUGUUUUAGAGAAUGUUGGAAGAGGUGCAUUUGGUGUAGUAUAUAAAGCAUUAUGGAGAAGCAAAUUUGUUGUGGCUGUGAAAACCAUUGAAGGAGAAGCAGAGAAGAAAGCUUUUCUUGUAGAGGUUGAGCAACUGUCAAGAGUGAAACAUGAAAAUAUUAUUAAAUUAUAUGGAGCUGUCACCACACAGGAACCAGUUUGUCUUGUCAUGGAGUAUGCAGAAGGUGGAUCACUUUAUAACUUACUCCAUUGGCAAAAGAGUAGUCCUGCUCCAAUAUACACCGCUUCGCACGUAAUAAGCUGGGCCUUACAAUGCGCAAGAGGAGUAGAGUACCUCCAUGGUAUGAAACCAAAGGCUAUUAUCCAUCGUGACCUCAAACCACCAAAUCUGUUGCUGACAAAGUGCGGCACAGUGUUAAAGAUCUGUGAUUUUGGGACAGCGUGUGAUCUGAAGACCUACAUGACCAACAAUAAGGGAAGUGCCGCAUGGAUGGCACCAGAAGUGUUUGAAGGGACCAACUACACAGAGAAAUGUGAUGUCUAUAGUUUUGGGAUCAUCCUCUGGGAAAUGAUAUCACGUCAUAAACCCUUUGAAGACAUGGCAGGUUCUCCUCCCUUCAGAAUAAUGUGGGCUGUACACAGUGGUAAAAGGCCACCUCUUAUCAAAGGAAUUCCAAAGCCUAUAGAAAAUCUAAUGACAAUGAGCUGGGAUAAAGAUCCUCAGAAAAGACCAUCCUUUAGCCAAAUAGUGGUAUUUCUUCGACAUCUGAUGCAGUUUUUCCUCGGUGCAGAUACCUGCCUCGUUUUCCCUCCAGGAUCACCUGCAGCUGAAACAACCCCAGAAAGUGCUAACCCAACACAAACCACAGCAACUUCCAAAACACAUGAUAGCAACUUAAGUGACACAGUCAUUCACAACGAAAUUCAAAAUGUCGAAGAAGACAAUGAGGAUGGAGAGGAGACCAAUGAUGUGGAGAAGGAAGAGAGUGAAUCAGAAAAAAAAUUGGAGACACCAAGGGAUACGAGUCAAGAACCACCCCAUCUAGAGGUCCAAGAGGCUGAAGAGAAUAAGAGUGGUGGGCAGUUAAUACCUGAAUCGCCAGAACCAAGGGUCUUUUUAGGGAGUGAUUUGGUCAAGUUUGGUAAACUCCAAGGAAGGGCUGUCAGCCCAUUACCAGGUAAUCUACAGUCGGUCAAGUUUCCUACAAGUCCAGAACAAUUUCCAGUAAUUUCGGCAUCAAAGAAUGGGAAGCAGGCUAGUUUGAAGGACGUUACCACAAGUUCAGGAAAAAGUGCUUUUGGGAAGCCUUCCUUACAGGGUGUCACUGCAGGAAGCACUACUCAGGAGUUUGACACAAGGCCGAAAGUGACUACUCAGGGAUCUCCCACAGACUCUGUAAUGAAUAUUCAGACUCCAGUCUCGAGUGCCAAGAUGCAUUUUCCUAGUAGUCAGGGAUAUAAUCCAAGACGUGAAGGGCAUCCUGUUCUUAGCCAGAGGUACCCUCCACACAGCCAAGCCUACCCUCCCAGUACUCAGGUGUAUUCUCAUGGUAACCAAGGUUACCCCCCAAGUGGUCAUGGUUAUACUCAUGGUAGCCAGGGAUAUCCUCCGAGUAGUAUGGGGCAUCCUACUACCAAAGAUUACCGUCCUGGCUACUUCCACACCCUUAGUAGUCAAGGGUUCUCGACAGGUGGCCAGGACUUUAUUGAAGUAUAUCCCCACCAUGGUUACCAUGGUGAUGAUCAUCUAUUGGGGCGCACAGUCAUGUCAUCCAGCAUUAAUGAUCUUGAUCACGCGGAGCACCACAGGCCACCCAUACCAGACCAGUCAUUCACCCACAACUUUGGUGGGAGCAUGCCGAACAUAUCUGAAUCAGUCYGCAAGGAGUUGCACCCACAAAACAUGCCGUUAAACCCCAUUUUACCAGACRACAGCUUUGAAUUUCAAAGAGCAGGUGCCAACAGGGUUUUCAUCAAUCACCACGGCCGAACACCCACAUAUACUGGAUUCAGCCCUAUAGUCCCAGGCACACCCAGUAACACCCCAGUACAUUUAAACAAAAUGGUUGAUGACCGAUUAAACCUAGAACAAGUUGGCAAAGCCCUACAGGAUGAUCUUAUAAACGCGGCAGGACUUCAAGGCUCACAAGAGUCUUCAAGUGGAAAGUCGACUCCAACAAAUUGGCCCAAGUCACCAAACUCGGGAAGCUCUAGUCCGGGUUCCACCACAGGGAGUCCAUACUUUGAGCGGCGUAAGAUUAGUGAGCCCAAUAGAACUGUUCCUUAUCAUGAUCAAAGGCAUGGAGUUGGUAUGAACAGAUCAGUGUCAAGUCCUACUGGGUAUUUAGCUCAACGAAAGACAAGUUUUGAGAAGCCACAAGCGGUUACAGCAUAUCAACUUUUAGACCAUCAUUUACAACCUAUUCAUCCAAAUCCUGCUA